AUGGGCAAGUUUCAUGCCCGUCUCUAUAAGACGGAUCGUGCACGGGACUUUGAUCAUGAACAGGAUCGCCAUGUGCGCACACGACAGAUCUAUGAAACUAUCGAUCGACAGAGCUUCCAAUGGAUUGUCGUGUUGGUUGCUGGCCUAGGUUUCUUCCUCGAUGGCUACACGCUCUUUGCGAGUAACAUGGCCUUGCCGAUGAUUGCUUAUGUUUACUGGAGAGACGAUACCUCCUCUGUUCGCUAUGCUUGCUUCAACAUCGCUACCCUUGCCGGAACCCUCUUUGGAAUGGUGUUGUUCGGAUUCCUCGCUGAUAAAAAUGGACGGAAGAAGAUGUAUGGUGUCGAGCUGGUGCUGCUGAUUACAGCCACCGUUGGAGUCGUUAUGUCGUCCAGCGGCGAGAACGAUAGCAUGAACGUCUACGCUUGGUUGAUAUGGUGGAGACUAUGUGUUGGUAUCGGCGUUGGUGCCGACUAUCCUUUGAGCGCCGUCAUUACCUCUGAAUUCGCUCCAACUAAGCAUCGAGCCCGAAUGAUGGCCAGUGUCUUCUUUAUGCAGCCACUCGGCCAGAUCGCAGGAAAUAUCGUUUCACUUGUUGUUUCCGCCAUCGCCCAUCACAACGGAAGCGCAGAUUCUACGAAAGUGGUGGAUAGUAUGUGGCGUUGGGUCCUGGGCAUCGGUGUCAUUCCAGGUGUGAUUGCAACGCUAUUCCGGUUCGCUAUUCCCGAGAGUCCUCGCUACCUCGUUGAUGUUGAGGAUGAUCCCACAUCUGCCGAAUUCGACGCAACAACUCUAUUCAGCGAACCUCUUCCUAGCCCUGGUAUCUUCGAUAAUUCGACUGGGAUUGGAGUGAUGACGACCGUUGUCGGAAGUUCGAUGCAGCUACCAUCAAUUGCAUCGAUGACCAGUGGAGAAUCUCGCCUUGAAGCUCGGUAUUCCCAAUCCGAUUCUUAUUCCCAUUUGUCACCUGCUACCUUGAACUCACACUGGCGUCUUGCAAAGUCGGAUAUCAUCCGAUAUUUCUGGACAGAGGGCAAUUGGCGUACUUUGGCAGGCACAUCUCUCGCAUGGUUGUUGAUGGAUUUUGGAUUCUACGGCAUCAGUCUUUCGAGUCCACAGUUUCUUGCGAAGACAUGGGGUCAGCUCAACACUGUCCGCUCUGAGCCGUAUUGGAUGAUCGACUCCAACCCAAAUGCUAAUGUGUACCAAAUGUUCUUUGACAGCUCCACCCGCGGGCUGGUCAUUCUGAACGUUGGAAGCUUUGUCGGUGGACUGAUGUUUAUCAUCUUCGCCUAUCGCAUCAACCGUGUUGCUCUCCAGAAGUACAUGUUCAUUCUUUUGGCCGCACUUUUUAUUGCCCUAGGCUGUCUAUUCUUCACCUUAAAGGAGAGCACUUCGGCAAUAAUAGCGCUCUACAUUGUCGGCCAGAUCCUUUUCAAUUUUGGUCCAAAUGCAACAACCUACAUGAUACCCGCCGAGCUUUUCCCGACUCGCUAUCGAGGUACCUGCUAUGGAAUCAGUGCAGCUGCAGGCAAACUCGGCUCAAUUUUGAUCCAAGUCUCCUCAAUGUACUAUCAAAUCAGCGGACCAAGCGAAACGUCAACCCGUCACCAUGGCAUUAUUUCCUUUGUUUUCAGCGGCUGUAUGCUUUUGGGAGCAUUGGUUACGCAUUAUUGGAUUCCAUCUCUCCAGGAGAAAAGAAGCCAGAACUUGAUUUGGGGUGGACAGCCCGCUACGCUUGAGACUCUGGCUAUGGGUCGGAUGGGUACUGGCAGUCGCGAGACUGAAGCUCAGGCUCGCAAUAGAGUCCCUAAGCAGCGAUCUAUGUCUUUCAGCCUUUAA
This is a messenger RNA of Penicillium taxi, 1842 nucleotides long. RefSeq names its product phosphate transporter. Gene Ontology annotation, molecular function: transmembrane transporter activity. Bases 1 to 1842 code for a protein of 613 amino acids. Gene Ontology annotation, cellular component: membrane. Lineage: Eukaryota; Fungi; Ascomycota; Eurotiomycetes; Eurotiales; Aspergillaceae. The transcript is spliced from 5 exons. Gene Ontology annotation, biological process: transmembrane transport. The record is from RefSeq and is a predicted model, not a curated record.